Trypanosoma conorhini is the source of this 2025-nucleotide messenger RNA. RefSeq lists its product as uncharacterized. The transcript has a single exon. The record is from RefSeq and is a predicted model, not a curated record. NCBI's taxonomy places the organism in Eukaryota, Euglenozoa, Kinetoplastea, Trypanosomatida, Trypanosomatidae. Bases 1 to 2025 code for a protein of 674 amino acids.
AUGCCCUUGAGACUUCAGCGCCUUGUCGCCGUGUCGACGGGGCGAGGCGUGUUUGCCGGACGUCGCAGCGGUGCCUUUUCGUACUCCGUGCCCAGGCGAGGGCUGCAUCUCUCUGUCCCCAGGCUGAGCGUAGACUCCGGCACCUUCUUUGCUGAAAACGCCUUUGAAGAGGAGCUGCUGCAGCAACAGUUGGCCUCUGCGGCCGCCCCCGCGGAUCGCGGCGGGUUUGGCGCUGAGGCGACGCAUCUGCCAUCGACAAACGAGGCGGAAAGGGUGGGCGUCAGCGCGCAGGAAAGGUGUGGAGUGGCAGCUGCCUCCAUUCUGCGCGAGGCAGUACCGUUGACGAGUUCCGAGGACAUCAAGGACCUUUUAAAGGGAUGCAAAAACGCAAAGGAGGUGCGGCACGUGCUGGACACUGUUCUCUACUGCAACCCACUUUGCCAUGAUGUGUUGAAUGGCCACGGCUACCGCGUGGCCGUUUUGCAGGCGUUGACUGCCGUGGCGCCUCGCACGCAAUGCAUGCAUGAGUGGUUUGAGUGCGUCGAUAAGUUCCGCCGGCUGGGAUUCGUACUGACGCGCACCUUCGCCGCCGAGGGAUUCACUGUGAUUCGCGAGUGGCUCUCGCGCCACUUCAACUACGAGGGCCGCUCACCGCUGCUUGUGACGGAGGGCAUUUCCCACAUCCGCGAGCUUGUGCAGUUUUGCAGGGAGGAUCGUCUGGUUUUUGACCACGUUCUGUACACUCGCAUAGUGUUUCUCCUCACCAUGAUUGCGGGCUUCUUUGACCGGCAAAACAUCUAUCGCUCGACCUUCCCGGAAAACUUCACCAAACGCGACGGGGUGGUGGUGGAGUGGGUGGUCAGCUGUGAGCGAUGCAUUGAUUUUGAUGAGUGUGUCCUGCAGUGCGACGCGGUGCUGGAGGAGGUGCUAGAGAUGCUCCGCGAUGAUAUCCCCUCGCGCCCCAACUUCAGUGUGAUGUAUCGACUGAUGGACUACUACUUUGCGACGGACAAUGUGGAGAAGAUGAUUGCCGUCAUGGAGGACGCCGAGAGCUACGGGAUUGGCAUCGCCGAGAGCAGCACCGCGAAGCUCAUGCAGCUUGCCUGCGCACUGAACUACCCGACGGUUCCGGAGCUUUUCAUGCGCUGGAGGGUGUCGCUGCCACAGUGCGUCUUGGCAACCCCCGACAUGAGUCGGUUGAUGUUCUACUACGCGCGUUCCGGAGGCGGGCACCCCUGUCCCUUGUGUGGCGAGCCCUACAAUCACCGUAACGUCAACGUCUAUGUGUGGCAACAGACACCGGAGCACCAGCGCAACUGCCAGGCGUUGCUGGACGCGCGGCGGCGCAAAGGCGAGUUGGACGAGAACGUCUCCCUCCCACAGAACCGGAAUUGGAGCGAGAUGGCGUUUGGCCUGUGGAAUUUGUCGCAGAGCCGCGCCAUCGAGUGGGGGGUGGUGGAAUGGCGCAGCUUCCUCCUUUGCUGCAUGUUCUCUCCCCGCGCUCUGGAGGCCAAGGGGCUCCUUGACAAGUUUUGCGACCACGCCAAGAUGGACGACUUUCUGCGGGCCACGUACGUGCGCCUGCUGCGCCACCAUGCGCCCGAGUUGGUGCCGCCGACGCUUUCGGAGUGGCACGGCAGGGGGCACCGUCUCUCCCCAAUUGUGCUGCAGGAGUCCCUCAUGGGGUCUGCGAUGAUAGCCGACGCGACGGAGCGCCAGCGGGCCCUCGCACACGUCUGGAAGGCGUUGCUGGAGAAGGACAGCUACGUCAUGCCGUUUACGAAGCGCCUGCUGCAGCGACGGCUAGAGGAGUUGCAGGCGCAACGAACGGGCGGCAUCACAGGCAAAGAGGCGGCACUCUUUGCUGAGAUGAUUGGGAUGCAGCCGCGACACCUCUCGCUGCUGGAUAUGAAGGACAGCACCUCCGAUUUCGUGGUGGGGACCACCAAGAAAAAUGCCUACACGCCUCACACGAGCGGCGCAGCAGUUGGAGGUGGGCCGGCACGGCAACGACGGCGCGUAUGA